AUGGCCGCGCCUUCGAAUCUUUCCAAGCGACAUUAUGGAUCGAAUGCGACAUACAACCCUUUCGAAUACUCGCGAGGACUAGCGGGUGUGAAUGUUUCCCUAGAUGUGAUAAUCACAAGGGUCAUCUAUUUGUCAGUCAUAGGUUUUGCGUUUGUCUUGUUCUGCGGUCGAAUCGCACAAAUUAGCCAUGCAUAUCUUCGCCAAGUCACCGCGACUUCGUCAAAUCGAAGAGAGCAAAAGUUCUGGAGCCUCGAACAGUCGACAUGGUGGCCCUGGGUGAAAAAGCAUAUUAUGUAUGCACCUUUAGGGAAAAAGAGGCAUAAUCGGGAGAUCCAGCUUUCGUCUGCCAUCAGCGUGGGCACAUUGCCUUCUCGGUUUCAAACUAUUCUGAUAUCCCUUUAUUUGACAAGUCAAGUCGUGUAUUGUCUGUUCUUAGACUACGCUGCAAACGAAAAAGCUGCCCUGGUGGCGGAACUCCGUGGACGAUCAGGGACACUGGCGGUCCUGAACAUGGUUCCACUCUUCUUGCUUGCCUCGCGCAACAAUCCUUUAAUCUCUAUCUUACACAUCAGCUUCGAUACCUACAAUCUUUUGCACCGCUGGCUUGGUCGCAUUGUCGCUCUGGAGACUGUCGUCCACACAGCCGCGUGGGCAGUCAACGCGGUUGAUGAACAAGACUUCUCAGACAUGCUCAGACGCCUAAGAACCACGCCUUUCUUUUCAUGGGGCCUUCUAGGAACAGUCGCGAUGGUAUGCCUUGCGCUGCACUCUCCGUCGCCUCUCCGCCAUGCUUUCUACGAGACAUUCCUCCAUCUCCACCAACUCUUUGCCUUCUUAGCUUUUCUGGGAGUAUACAUCCACCUUCAGAUCGACGCCCUACCGCAGAAACCCUGGAUCAUAGCUAUUCUCGUGAUCUGGGUCGUUGAGCGCAGCACAAGGCUCCUUCGCAUUCUCUACCUCAAUGUCUCAACUACGAAUGGGCUCACGAACAUGACAGUUGAAGCUCUCCCUGGCGAAGCUUGCAGAGUAACCUUCCACCUCCCGAAUCGCGCAUCAGUGCCAUCCGGCAGCCAUGUGUAUGCCUACAUCCCCAAAGUGUCAUGGUGGAUGACCCAUACAACACAUCCCCCCACCCAACAGACCUCUCCCCUGAUUAUCAGCGCCCGCGCAGGGAUGACCCGUCGCCUCUACAACCUCGCUAACGCCCGACCAUCCCACACCCUCGCAACAAAAGGCUUUAUCGAAGGCCCUUACGGUUCCCAUCCCGCCAAUGCCCCCAGCUACGGCACAACUGUUCUCUUCUCUGCUGGUGCAGGCAUCACACAUCACCUCUUGUACACGCGCGAGCUCGUCAUGCGCGCAGCAUCCGAAACAGCAGCUACCCGCCAGGUGUAUUUGAUCUGGAGUGUGCGCUCCACAGAUCACCUAACAUGGGUUGGCAAAUGGAUGGAUGAGAUCCUGAGGCUACCGAUGAGGCGAGAUAUUCUGGUCGUAAAGUUGUUCGUCUCGAAACCAAGACGACCAGGGGAUAUUGUGAGCCCGUCUGCGACGGUGCAGAUGCUAUCUGGGAGAUGCAAGCCAGAUAUUAUUCUUGAUGAGGUCUUGCCAGGGAGAGUCGGUGCAACGCUUGUUUCUGUAUGUGGACCUGGGGCUUUUGCGGACGAGGUGCGGGCCGCCGCGAGGGGGAGAAUCGGGAAGGGUGCUGUAGUAGAUUUUGUGGAGGAGGCCUUUACGUGGUGA
Penicillium chermesinum is the source of this 1740-nucleotide messenger RNA. RefSeq names its product ferric reductase family protein. The record is from RefSeq and is a predicted model, not a curated record. Bases 1 to 1740 code for a protein of 579 amino acids. Gene Ontology annotation, molecular function: ferric-chelate reductase activity. Lineage: Eukaryota; Fungi; Ascomycota; Eurotiomycetes; Eurotiales; Aspergillaceae. Gene Ontology annotation, cellular component: plasma membrane. Gene Ontology annotation, biological process: iron ion transport; copper ion import; intracellular iron ion homeostasis. The transcript is spliced from 2 exons.